This is a messenger RNA of Schistocerca cancellata (South American locust), 3318 nucleotides long. RefSeq names its product gastrula zinc finger protein XlCGF8.2DB-like. Gene Ontology annotation, molecular function: chromatin insulator sequence binding. Gene Ontology annotation, cellular component: chromosome. The coding region runs from base 133 to 1203 and encodes 356 amino acids. The transcript is spliced from 2 exons. NCBI's taxonomy places the organism in Eukaryota, Metazoa, Arthropoda, Insecta, Orthoptera, Acrididae. The record is from RefSeq and is a predicted model, not a curated record. Gene Ontology annotation, biological process: regulation of transcription by RNA polymerase II.
AUUAAGAAGCAGCACAAGUAAGUGUAUAAUAAAGUAAGUUGAUAAAAACCUUUGGUGAGAAACUCCUUGUGCUCUCGUAAUGCAGAACCACAACAUUCCACCCUGAAGCAACCAAAUGCUCCAUACUCAGUUAUGUAUAAUGCAAGUGUACACCCAUCCUUGAGACCAGCAGAAACAAACAAUGAAGCCAACCUUGCUCGAGGACCAGAAUAUUAUGAGUCUAUGCAGGUAGAUCCUCACUUAAAGCCAAGUCAGAUAAAUAGUGACUCCAACUCUGAACAAGAGCCACAAUGCUUGGGUCCUUUUGUAGAAUUGUCAAGCAUCAAGUGUCCUAAAUGCUUUGUGGUACUGACAGAGUAUUAUCAACUUAUCAGUCAUUCUUGUAUUGAUGAACACAUUUGGAGUGAGGCAAGUAAAACAAAACUUAAAUGCUGCUUUUGUGAGAAGGAGUAUAGUACUGUGUCUGCUUUGAAAAGACAUAUUAAAACAUAUGUUCGAAAGACAUAUGUGAAGUGUAGCAUUUGUGGACUGCGCCUUACCAAUGAAUUUUCUUUCAAAACACAUGCACUAACACAUACAAAUCAGUGGCCAUAUCGCUGUGAUAUCUGUGGUCAAGGGUCCGUAUCAGAAUAUCACUUGGGACUCCAUAAAACGAUUCAUACAAAUGAAAAGCCUUGGAUGUGUGAUGUCUGUGGAGCUAUGUUUCCAAAUCAAGCAAGAUUAAAUGGUCACAAAAUAUUUCACUCGGAAAAGAGAUAUGAAUGUGACUUGUGUUUUGCAAAGUUUAGAGGACAUUAUCAAGUUAAAGAACAUAAGAAGAAGGUGCACUCUGCCAGGAAAAAGAAUUUUAAGUGUGAACACUGCAGCUCAGCUUUUACAUCUAAAUAUUUUAUGAAGUUGCACAAAGAAAUGAAACAUGAUGAUAAUUCAGGUGGAGAAAGCUUCUUUUGUUCUGUAUGUAACAGAGAAUUUAAACAUAGAUUUGCUUUCAAUAGACACAUGUAUAAGCAUAAACUUCGGAAUGAAAAUGUAAUAUACACAUGUGACAUGUGUAAGAGGAAUUUUGCAACAAAAUCCUCUCUGACUAGGCACAUUUUAGAACACAGUGGAAAACAGUUCAGUUGUACUCAUUGUGGAAUGUUAUUUACACAACAAAGUAGUGUAAAAAGGCAUAUGCUUAAACUGCAUUGCAGCGAUGGAUGAUACUUUGAUAUGUUUGAUUAUGUGGAAAAGACAAAGAAAAAGCAUACAAGUCUACAAGAUUUUGUGGCCAUUGUCACUGUUAAAAUCUUAUGAGUAGUUGGAUGCACUAUACUCCUCUUCAAAAUUCUUAAAUACUCAACUUUUUCAUCCCUCUUGUUGAUGUCCCCAGAUGGCAGAACAUGUCAAAAGGCAGUGUCAUGUUCACUUAUAAAAGGCUGUUUUCUUGCACUUCUUCAAAGAAUUCGUGUUAUUGGAUACAAAAAUCUUAAGGCUGCUAAUGAUGAGCAGUCGUCAUUGGGCAAAUACUGAUACAGAUAAGGAAAGGAGGAGGGGGCAGAGAUGUUUAAAAAAAUUAAAUUGUUUUCAUCCAACCAAACUAGCUUGCUGGUAAUAUUUACUUCCUUGAUGACAGGUAGCCAUGAAGCCAGAAUUCCUUUAUACCUGUUGUUGUAAACGCUCUAUAAAAAUGCCUGAUGGACAUUUGAGCUCACGAUACACAGGCUUUGGAAACAGUUUAUGAACAAGCAAGGUCAUAAGAAAAUUGAAAAAUGUGUUAUGACUAGACUUGUUAGUAAGCACUCUUAUCAAGUUCCUAAUGCCCUGAAUAUGUGUCACUCCCAAAAUAUUUGGGUUACCAAAGGUAGACAAAGAAGGGUGUCCACUGAGAACUAUUGUGAACAGGAUUAACUCUCCAACGUGUUUCUAGCAGGUCAGUUAUCAGAGAAGUAAAUCAUCUUGUCAGAAAAAAAUGAACACUUUUGUGAGGGAUUAUGAACAUUUUUUAUUAAUAUUGCGAAGGAUUCCAACCAUUUGUUAUAAACAGUAUGCAUAGUUAAGGUAUCCACAACUGUCAUCUUGCUGAGCUUCGAUGUGAAAGCCCUUUCUUCUAACAUUCCAGCAGCAGAUACUGUGGAGUUCACUGGAGGCAAAAUUGCUGUGGAUAUAUGUGAUCUGGUCAAAAUCUGCAAGCAAUUCAGCUUAUUUUAAACAUAAAUGAGAGUUUUGUUAACACUGUCACGAUGUUGCUCACUUUUGUUGUCAUUAGCAGCUGGCAUUUCCAUACAACAUUCUGAGGAUUAGCCAUAAACAAGAUGAAUGAAGAAGCUUCCUCACAUUCUGUAAAGUUACAAGUUGUUAGUAGAGUAAUCAACCGGUUAGGGACAAUCCUCUAUAAGAAUGGCAUAAGGGUUAGUUUUUCAGUCAGUACAAAAUAAAAGAUUUUCUCAUAUUUAGAAUGUAUAACAGUAAUUACUCCAACAUCACAGGAGUAGAGGAAAUGAUAUGUGAUUGCGUUACAGAAUAUAUAGGCGAAACUGGGUAGAUAUUUAAGUAACAUGUUAAAGAGCAUGAAUGCCCCGCACAUUUACAACAAAGGUUAAAGUCUGCAGUACAGGAGCACCGAGACAAGUGUGGCACCAAGACGAGUGUGACAGAGAUAUAGAUUUUAAUAACAUAAGAGUUAUAGCUAAAGAAAGUAAUACAUGUAAAAGGAAACUCUGAGUGGCAGUUGAAACCUAGAAGAAUGAGUGAAUUAUUGAUAGAGAUGAUGGCUACAGGCUUGUGGCCGUUGUGGCUAUCUGCUACCAAGGAAGUAAAUACGUAGGCUAUGCUGUGCGAGGAAAAUAAACAACAGUCAGGACAAAUACUCAGUAACAUUUUUAUAAAAAUCCCCAGCUCCUAUUAGUAUUCACCUGGGCACCAAUGGCAGCAGAAGAUUUUUCGCCAAUUACUCCACUUUUCCGAAAAAGUGUGGGAAAACAGCCUUUUUUAUAAGUGAACAUACCAUUGUUUUUCAAGUGUUGAACAUUCAGGGUACACCAGAACCUCCUGUAAAAGAUCCCUGAAGAGGGAUUGAAACAUAAAGUAUUUUAGCGAAGAAGAAUGUGAUGCGGUGUAACAGCACAAAAAUUUUUACUGUAAAUGGGAAGCAGCCAUGAACAGAAAUCAUCAUGCAUACACAAAUUUCUGUGUAGCAAUUUUAUAAGAAAUUAUUGUCCAUUAUAAUGUAAGUGUUCUUUUCUUCUUUCAAAUGAUGUCAUUGGAAUUUUGAACCAACACAAGAAAACUAUAUUGUGAUGUUCUUUGUUGUAUAUAUGUGCCAUAAAAUGUAAUAUA